GAUGAUGCGCCGAGCGCCUAAAGUUCCCACGCUGUGUGAUCUUACUGUGACCUUAUCAGAGAUUUCAUUCAGCACUCCGCUUAGUAUAAUCUCGCGUUUGACAGUGAUAAGUGUGCAAUUGACUCUCUUCGCGGACAAUCAUGAAGUGCCACACCGUGGAAGUUGUCUAGUGUCAUCACUUUCCCCCCUGCUCAAUACAAUUGUCCGUGAAGAUAAGGAUGCCUCAAGUAGCUUCUCUGCUGAUCUGUUCAACGUGAAAUUGCCGUGAAGACUGCGUGAUUUCCCAUGCAAAUUGUAUAGUUUCUCCGUCGCCAUGCACGGAAUCAAGAGGGUGUGCAUCUUCUGCAUGCUCACCACCCUCCUGCCCGCCAUCCUGAUCAUCCUGCCACUGUACCUGAGACACAGCCGCUUCGCAGAUGUCUCCUACUCACUCGCCGAGUCGGACAUUGUGGAGAUCAAGGAGGGCAUCUCCACGAUCUUCUGCGAGCAGCAUAUCCUCCGCAUGAACACCUCCUUUCACGCCGUUCAGCUCACGCACAGUCCGGAGAUCUCGAAGAAGCGACGCAAGCACAUCCGCCUGAAGAAGUCCAUGACGCUGCCCGACGACACGCUGGAGUACUGGGGCUUCUUCCUGCUCAAGGGCGCUUCCGUGGCGCUCAAGGUGUGCUCGCGCUUCGACGGCUCGCGCAUUCUGGUCGUCAAGGGCGAGCGAAACCUCAAGACGUGUGGCCUACAGGACCACAACAAGAACAAGCCUAAUGGUGCGAAUCUCGGCAACGGACUGGGCACUGUGAGUGUGACCUUUGAGACGGUGGCGGAGGAGGUGCACGACGAUCUGCCCAAGUCAUUCUCCUCCGAGGAGGCGAAGAUUGAGGAGAUGGCGAGGCUCAAAGAGGCGGCGGAGAAGUUCAUCAAGAAUCACCCCAAAUCGAUGCUCGCCGAGACGAUUCUCGAGCUCAAAGCCAAUCACACUGUUCGCACGCGACGGGAUCUGGUGCUGGACAGGCGGAUAAAUCACGGCGGAACAGCGCUGAACUACACGGAGGAGGACUCAGACUCCGUGUCCAGCUUCGAGAAUGGCCUCCUCACGUGCUACGACGGGCAGAUUCUGGUGUCGCAGAGCUUUCCGCCCAGCACGCAGUGCACGAGCGUGAAGUUCCUGGAAAAUGGCACGCACAUGGUGAUGAAGCAUGAUGCCACAGCCGAUGGCUACUACUACUACAUCUUCUAUAGUGACAACGAUCUCGUGAGCAACGACAUCAAUGCGAUCUUCGACAUCCACAAGCCAACAUUCCAGUAUUCGCGGCGCGAGGGCUCGAGGGACUGCGUGAACAGCACCACUUGCGUCUUUCCCAUUCACUUCUUCUCCGACGAGACGGUGAUCGUGGAAGUGCCGACGCGGGACGGCAUUGAGCACGAGGACGAGGACUUCACCACGCUGAUCUCGUCCUGCAAGCCCCGGAUGGCGGUUUAUGUGAUCUUCCCCAUUGCCAUUCUCUUCCUCCUGGUCACGUGCAGCUUCAUGUAGACUUACUCCUUGCCAUGUGUUGUCCAUCCACUUUUACUGUACUUGUAUAAAAGACAUAUUUUACAUAUCAAAUACGUUACUUGGAAGGCUUUUCAAUGGCAUGUGCGCUGCUUAUGCUUCCAUCGCGCGUAUGCUGCACACGAUAUCCCGCCUUGCGGCUGUCAAUGCGAGUCAAUAUUUGAUUAGGAAGCUAUUCUUCUGC
Messenger RNA from Phlebotomus argentipes, 1730 nucleotides. RefSeq lists its product as uncharacterized. NCBI's taxonomy places the organism in Eukaryota, Metazoa, Arthropoda, Insecta, Diptera, Psychodidae. The transcript is spliced from 3 exons. The coding region runs from base 314 to 1528 and encodes 404 amino acids. The record is from RefSeq and is a predicted model, not a curated record.